Salmo salar (Atlantic salmon) is the source of this 2232-nucleotide messenger RNA. RefSeq lists its product as uncharacterized. NCBI's taxonomy places the organism in Eukaryota, Metazoa, Chordata, Actinopteri, Salmoniformes, Salmonidae. The record is from RefSeq and is a predicted model, not a curated record.
GUUAACCCUCACCGAAUAAGUUACGCUAGAUAGCUAGAACAACAAGAGUUGCCAAUUCCAGUGUCAAUGUAAGAUCAAGAUUUCUAACAUAUUCUUUAAUUUUUCCUUAGGUUAACAUUAGUAGUGGGAUUAUUUGUCCACGUCCACCAGAUCGUGUGUAAACAAUAUCCAUUUGAGCUAACGUUAGUUAGCUUUCUUACUAAGUUACUCAUUAAAACGGCUAGCCAAGCUAACUAGCUAUCUGUCAUACCGAGAAACCAUCCAUGUCUGAACCCAAGUCCCUGGGUUCUUACUGUGGCUUUCCAGCACAGAGAAGCUCACAGUGGGGUCCAGAGAUGGUCUUAGUGAAGCUGGAGGACUGUAGUCAAGCACUGGAACUCAAUGUGAUAGUCAAAGAGGAAGAGGAGGGGAGGGAAGUCAAAGAAGAGGUAGAGAUUAAAGAGGAGGAGGAGGCGGAGGAGAUGGCCCUCAAAUUGGAGGAGAUGGCCCUCAAAGAGGAGGAGGCGGCGGAGGAGAUGGGCCUCAAAUUGGAGGAGGAGGCGGAGGAGAUGGCCCUCAAAUUGGAGGAGGAGGCGGAGGAGAUGGCCCUCAAAGAGGAGGAGGCGGCGGAGGAGAUGGGCCUCAAAUUGGAGGAGAUGGCCCUCAAAGAGGAGGAGGCGGCGGAGGAGAUGGGCCUCAAAUUGGAGGAGAUGGCCCUCAAAGAGGAGGAGGCGGCGGAGGAGAUGGGCCUCAAAUUGGAGGAGAUGGCCCUCAAAGAGGAGGAGGCGGCGGAGGAGAUGGGCCUCAAAUUGGAGGAGGAAAUGGAGGAGAUGGCCCUCAAAGAGGAGGAGGCGGCGGAGGAGAUGGGCCUCAAAUUGGAGGAGGAAAUGGAGGAGAUGGCCCUCAAAGAGGAGGAGGCGGCGGAGGAGAUGGGCCUCAAAUUGGAGGAGGAAAUGGAGGAGAUGGCCCUCAAAGAGGAGGAGGCGGCGGAGGAGAUGGGCCUCAAAUUGGAGGAGAUGGCCCUCAAAGAGGAGGAGGCGGCGGAGGAGAUGGGCCUCAAAUUGGAGGAGAUGGCCCUCAAAGAGGAGGAGGCGGCGGAGGAGAUGGGCCUCAAAUUGGAGGAGGAAAUGGAGGAGAUGGCCCUCAAAGAGGAGGAGGCGGCGGAGGAGAUGGGCCUCAAAUUGGAGGAGGAAAUGGAGGAGAUGGCCCUCAAAGAGGAGGAGGCGGCGGAGGAGAUGGGCCUCAAAUUGGAGGAGGAAAUGGAGAAGAUGGCCCUCAAAUUGGAGGAGGCGGAGGAGGAGAUGGCCCUCAAAUUGGAGGAGAUGGCCCUCAAAGAGGAGGAGGCGGCGGAGGAGAUGGGUCUCAAAUUGGAGGAGAUGGCCCUCAAAGAGGAGGAGGCGGCGGAGGAGAUGGGCCUAAAAUUGGAGGAGGAAAUGGAGAAGAUGGCCCUCAUAUUGGAGGAGGCGGCGGAGGAGAUGGGCCUCAAAUUGGAGGAGAUGGCCCUCAAAUUGGAGGAGGAGGCGGAGGAGAUGGCCCUCAAAUUGGAGGAGGAGGUGGAGGAGAUGGCCCUCAAAUUGGAGGAGUGAUACAUUUGUAUCAACAUGCCCACAAGAUCAGACGGAGGAUGUCAAUGGCAAAAAGAGGCUCAGGGAAAUCAAUGAUAACAAAUAAUAUAUUGGAAGUUAUUUUCAUGAAAUAAACAGUGAUGUAUUAGACAUACAGUGAUUUAACCAUUCUGCCAUCACACUGGCCACCAAUGCUCCUUAUAGGACACAUCACUGCACUCUAUACUACUCUGCAAACUGGUCAUCUCUGUAUACCUGUCGCAUGAUGCACUGGUUGAUGCUUCUUUAGAAAACCCUCUUUUGCCUCACUCCUCCUUAUCUGAGAUACCUACUGCAGCCCUCAUCCUCCACAUACAACACCCGUUCUGCUAGUCACAUUCUAUUAAAGGUCCCCAAAGCACACUCCUCUUGUCAGUUCGCUGCAGCUAGCGACUGGAAUGAGCUGCAAAAAAAAACCUCAAACUGGACUGUUUUAUCUCCAUUUCUUCAUUCAAACACUCGGUCAUGGGCACUCUUACUGACAGUUGUGGCUGCUUCGCGUGAUGUGUUGUUGUCUCUACCUUCUUGCCCUUUGUGCUGUUGUCUGUGCCCAAUAAUGUUUGUACCAUGUUUUGUGCUGCUGCCUUGUUGUGUUGCUACCAUGUUGUCAUGUUGUAUUGCUACCAUGCUGUGUUUUCAUGUGUCGCUG